This is a messenger RNA of Ixodes scapularis (black-legged tick), 1047 nucleotides long. RefSeq lists its product as uncharacterized. The coding region runs from base 1 to 1047 and encodes 348 amino acids. NCBI's taxonomy places the organism in Eukaryota, Metazoa, Arthropoda, Arachnida, Ixodida, Ixodidae. The transcript has a single exon. The record is from RefSeq and is a predicted model, not a curated record.
AUGGAACGCGUGAAAAGCAAGCGAACCACCCAGCGGGCUCUGCGUACACGUCUACGAACCGAAGCAAGACAAGUCACCGACUCUAACCAGCUCAGCCUUGCUGCUCUGCGGGUUUUGAGCGAUAGACUGAAGACUUGCAAUGACGGCCUGCAGAAGCUCAACGAGCAACUAGAGGCCUUUCUCACAGACGAACAGGCUGCAGAGGAUUUCGCUUCAGUAAGCGAAUACGAGGACAACGCAGCUGCGAGCUUGGCGCGGCUCCGCCAUCACAUGGAAUCGCUCCAAGCUCCAUGCCCACCGGCCCGAGAAAUCGAUCAACAAAACGAAGGCUUCCCACUUACUCCGAGCGCACAACCGAAUGGUCACGGCGAUCACGGAGGUCCAGGGCGGGUAGGUGCAAGACUUCCCAAACUAGAGCUUCCUUGUUUUGACGGAACCGUAUCCCAAUGGCAACCCUUUUGGGAUAUGUUUUGCCGUACUGUUAACGCAAACAACCAUUUGACCAACAUUGAUCGGUAUCACUACUUGAAGAUUCUGCAGAGUGGACCCGCAGAGAAAGCCAUUGCAGGAGUCCAGGUGAGCGAGGCAUCCUACUGCGUCACAAUCGAAAUUUUGAAAAAACGAUUUCGAAGCGUAAAAAUUAUCCAGCGAGCUUACCUUGCCAACCUCAUAACGCUGAAGCCAGUAAAGUCAUCUGGUGACGUGACUGAACUAGGGGAACUCCUGAACAGCGUACAGAUUAAUGUGAGAGGCCUAAAAGCGCUGGGUCUGGCGGAGCUGUCGUACGCAGCAAUGUUAUUAGAGGUUCUCACUAAAGGAAUCCCAAGUGACAUCGUUGUCGAAUAUUAUAAACGGCAGAGCUUCCAAGAGAACACAAGAGAAAAUCAGUCGUCAGAAGCAGAGCUUGAACAACUCUUAUGCUGUCUGCGUAUAGAAGUGGAAGCCCGCGAGAAAACUGGGCUCAUCGCACUCACGAAACGAAGUCUGCCUGACGACACACGAGGCUCCAUACAGCAGCCAUCUACCUUCAGGGACGGUGCUUCAUAA